This is a messenger RNA of Lodderomyces margitis, 378 nucleotides long. RefSeq lists its product as uncharacterized. The transcript has a single exon. Gene Ontology annotation, cellular component: mitochondrion; mitochondrial intermembrane space. Lineage: Eukaryota; Fungi; Ascomycota; Pichiomycetes; Serinales; Debaryomycetaceae. Gene Ontology annotation, biological process: mitochondrial respiratory chain complex II assembly; succinate metabolic process. The record is from RefSeq and is a predicted model, not a curated record. The coding region runs from base 1 to 378 and encodes 125 amino acids.
AUGAGACCUUCAUUAGUACUUCGAGUAAGACCACGUCGUCCAGAACGUCCAAACCAAACCCCGCUACUCCCUCCUUUGAAAUUAUACCGUGCCAUACUACGAGCUCAUGUACAUAAGUUACCUCAAGAAUUGCGUUAUUUAGGUGAUCAAUACGUGAAAAAGGAGUUUAAAGAUCAUAAAAAGAUUGACAAUCCUUUGCAUGUAGUUGGGUUCUUAACUGAAUGGCAGGAUUAUUUAAAACAGGUUGAUGGGGGGAAAUGGCUUGAUGGGAAAUUGAGCAAAACAGAGUUGGAUAAGAUGACUCCUGAGCAAGUGGGCCAAUUGUAUGAAUUGAUGCAAGCAACAAAGAAAAUAGGUGAGGACGAAGUGCUGGAAUGA